Messenger RNA from Peromyscus leucopus (white-footed mouse), 2681 nucleotides. It is a transcript of the gene Kcnmb4, whose product is annotated as potassium calcium-activated channel subfamily M regulatory beta subunit 4. The transcript is spliced from 3 exons. NCBI's taxonomy places the organism in Eukaryota, Metazoa, Chordata, Mammalia, Rodentia, Cricetidae. The coding region runs from base 61 to 693 and encodes 210 amino acids. The record is from RefSeq and is a predicted model, not a curated record. Gene Ontology annotation, molecular function: potassium channel regulator activity; calcium-activated potassium channel activity. Gene Ontology annotation, cellular component: membrane; voltage-gated potassium channel complex. Gene Ontology annotation, biological process: potassium ion transport; detection of calcium ion.
AGCUCCGCGCCGGGGGCGGGAGGGGGCGGGGAGCGCGCCAGCCGGGGAGAGUGGGGGGCGAUGGCGAAGCUCAGGGUGGCUUACGAGUACACGGAAGCCGAAGACAAGAGCAUCCGGCUCGGCUUGUUCCUCAUCAUCUCCGGCGUCGUGUCGCUCUUCAUCUUCGGCUUCUGCUGGCUCAGUCCCGCGCUGCAGGAUCUGCAAGCCACGGCGGCCAACUGCACGGUGCUGUCGGUGCAGCAGAUCGGCGAGGUGUUCGAGUGCACCUUCACCUGUGGCACCGACUGCAGGGGCACCUCGCAGUACCCCUGCGUCCAGGUAUACGUCAACAACUCCGAGUCCAACUCCAGGGCGCUGCUACACAGCGAUCAGCACCAGCUCCUGACCAACCCCAAGUGCUCCUAUAUCCCGCCCUGUAAGAGAGAAAACCAGAAGAACUUGGAAAGUGUCAUGAACUGGCAACAAUACUGGAAAGAUGAGAUCGGUUCCCAGCCAUUUACUUGUUAUUUUAAUCAACAUCAAAGACCAGAGGACGUUCUCCUACACCGCACGCACGAUGAGAUUGUCCUGCUGCACUGCUUCCUCUGGCCAGUGGUGACGUUUGUGGUGGGCGUUCUCAUUGUGGUCCUGACCAUCUGUGCCAAGAGCCUGGCGGUCAAGGCAGAAGCCAUGAAGAAGCGCAAGUUCUCCUAAUGCUGGAGGAGGAUUGUGGGAAGCCAAGCGCAGAGGCUGCCCUGUCAGCAGCACUCGCCUGCCCUGCAGAGCCCACAUUUGGUGGCGCAGGAGAUGGAAGGGGCCACAGCAGGCCUCCACGAGGCCCCUUCUUCAGUGGCAUCAGAAACAGGCAUGGAUGGAAGACUCGGGAACUCAUCGCCUGCCUUCCGCGGGCCGUAGCAGUGGCUAAAGGGUCAAACUCUUCUUAGCUAUGUGGAGUGACUAACUGUUGGGAAAACCCUCUGAGAAGUUGGUUUUCUUUGGAAAAGUAACAGUAUCUUAUUUGUAUAGUGUAGUAUACAAACCAUUAUGAUUUCUGCUACUUACAGAUAUUAAAAUACAGUGCUCUCUGUGCUCUUUUCUAUUUUCUUUUUUAUGCUUAGAUCACCAGGGUAUUUAAAGGGGCCUCAGGGUUUUCACUUGACUCUGCUAGAUUUAACUUAGCAUUCAAAACUGCAGGUUAAGACAUAACCGCCCAUUUCCACUAGAAAAUAGUAUCUUGACUCCUACUUGAAAAAAGUAAUUCUACAGUGGUGACUCGGCCUCUGGCCACUCUGGUUUUGUUUUUGUUUUUCCUUUGAAGACUGACAAAACAUCCUCCACUGCCUGCCUUUGCGUGGCCAUUAUUAUUUCUGGCCAGAUGACUCUGUAAGAGAGAGGCCUGAUUCUGAAGAAGGCCUGUCUAAGCUCUGGGGACACAAUUCUUAUUCAUCUGUUCAUGCUAUUUAUUUAUUCAUUUAUUUGAAGUGCUAGGCAUCAAAACAGAGGCAUUACGCAUGCUAGACAACCCCUGGACCACUGAGCCAGAGUCCCAGCCUUCUUCAUUUUUUUUUUUUUUCCUUUUUGGCAGAUUUUUUUUUCUGUGCAGUAGAACAUACAUGACAUGAAACACUCUUUCAGUUUAUAGUUGAAUGCUGUUUUCCUCCCCUCCCCCCCCCCCCCCGUUUUUCUUUUUCCUGUUAGGACUGAAAACAAAGUCAGUUCGAGCAUUUCAUAUUCCUUGCCCUGAUGUUCUAGUGUCCAAGCGGGGUGAUGACUGCAGUUGUUCUGUUUGCUCAGACAGAGCUGUGGAGGCAUCCUGGCUCCCCCGCACUGCUGCUGGGCUUUCGGUACCUUCAAAAGUGCAUCCUGGCCAGCCAUGGGUGGCGCAGGUGGCCCUCUCUGUGUUCAAGGCCAGCCUGGCCUACACGGUGAGUUCCAGGACAGCCAGAGGUACAUGGUGACACCCUGUCUCAUUUUUUUUUUUUUUUUAAUGCAUCAGAAACCGUCACCUUUGCAUCUGUUCCUAGACUUGAAUUCCAAACACCAACCACGAGUCUCGGCUGAUAUCAGACCCGCCCUAUUGGCCAUCCAGAAUCGGGCCUUCAUUCAGAUGAGAUGCACAUUUUCAGUGGAGGAACAGCUGACAGCAGGGUGUUGGCCUUGGCUUUCUUCUCACUCUGCAGACACGUUGCCCUUAGAAUAACAUUGGACAGGCUCACCUUGGUUAUCUCCUCGGGGGAUUGAACACUUGAGUGAGUGAUGACUCCCUCCCAUGUGGUCCACACAUCACUGUCUUCUUGACUUCAGAGUGGAAGCUAUCAAGAGUACCCUAGUGCUCUGGAAGAACGUUGGAAGAAUACAGUCAUUUUUUCCCCCUAAUUCAGGUGUUCCAGGUUUCACUGUGAAUAAGGCCCGGCAUACACUAUUUAUGACAUCCUUUGAGGCUGCUUCCGUGCCUUGACUUCCUUCCCAGUUUUCUCUUGCAGUAUCCCUGUUGUCUUAGCAACACAGAACUAUUCUGAAGCACCGGGUAACACGAAACCAGGAGUCAGAGAAAAAUCAUCGUCUUGGCAUCACACGGAGGGAGAUGAAGUCUGUUUUAUCCUCAUCCAAUUAUCUAUGAUUAACUGACUAUAGAGAACACACAAACCUUAAGAGCCCAUGGACAUAUGUCUGUGUUGGAAUAAAAGGAAAGAACAUGUUAA